Molecule: messenger RNA, 1871 nt
Organism: Cucurbita pepo subsp. pepo (vegetable marrow)
Lineage: Eukaryota; Viridiplantae; Streptophyta; Magnoliopsida; Cucurbitales; Cucurbitaceae
Product: LOB domain-containing protein 21
Source: RefSeq, a predicted model, not a curated record
GAUAUUCUUUUUUAUUGACAUGAUGAAGAAGGAGCAGCCAUGAGAGGUUGCCAUGAGACUCGCUCUUCUUCUUCUUGUGCAGCCUGCAAAUUGCUCAAGAGAAGAUGCACUCCCACUUGUAUAUUUGCGCCUUAUUUUCGGUCUGAUGAGCCUAAGAAGUUUGCCAAAGUUCAUAAGGUUUUUGGGGCCAGUAAUGUGAGCAAGAUUCUGACUGAGGUGCCUGAGGAGCAGAGAGAGGACACUGUGAACUCUUUGGCUUAUGAGGCUGAGGCCAGGCUGAGGGACCCUGUUUAUGGCUGCAUCGGUGCCAUAGCUCUGUUGCAGACUAAAAUGGUGGAGCUUCAACAUGAUCUUGCCAUUGCCAAAGCUCGCCUUGCUCGUUAUGCUGAUUCUGAUCAUAAUUAUAACUCCUUUUCUUCUUCUUCUUCUUCUUCUUCUUCUUCUUCUUCUUCUCCUUCUUCUUCUUCUUUGGGUGUUUUGGAAAAUUGUGUUGUUAAUAUGCCUUAUGGUGGAUUGAGCAUCGCUGCAGGGCAGAGCUCUUCCGCAAUCACCCAAUAUGGAUAUUUAUGUGACUUCACCCACUUUCCUUAUCCAUUUAAAGCUUGAAACUUUGAGCUCUGUCUCUCUGUCUCUCUGUCUCUAUCAUCACAACUUGAUUGUAGUUGAGAAUUUCUUGUUAUGAUAUUCGAUUGUACGAGCAUAUAAGUAGAGUAAGCAGUUCAUGAUAUGGUUAUAAUUCUCAUAAAAAGGAGAAAGAAGCAUUCAUGAAGGGCAUCCAUGGGAUGGGAUGGGAUGGGAUGGAAUUGCUGGUUGCAGGUUCAAUGGAAGAGGAGCUUUGAAAUUGUAAAAGAUUGGGACUCGUGGUCGUGGUCUGAAACUAUCAUGAUUGGGCCAAGAAAAAUGAGACUGGGCCCGAAAACCUGUUGGGCCCUCCAAGCCCAGAUCUUAUCUUCUCAGUUCCCAUUCAUUGAACCGGACAAGAUUGAUUUGAAAGGAAAACAAAGAAUUAAGAUAAGCACAUUAACUAGGAUCGACAACAAUACAAGAUAAGCACUUUCGUUACCGCGAUUCGUGAGCCCCGUAAGCGCCCCCGCAAGAGCCUCCGUACUUCCUCCACCGCUGAAGACGCCGCCCAUGCCUACGGACCGUGCCGCCACCAUCCUCUACAGUUACCGAGCACAACUCAGUCUUCUCCUUCUCCUCCAUGGCCUCCUCUCUCCCCGUUGUGCCCUCUCCGCAAUCCUCUUCCUCUUCUAAUUAUUAAGUAUUGUUUUCUUAGACAUAAAAAUUUAGUGUAACCAAUUUAAAACAUAAUACUAAAUUAAAUUAACAAAAAUACGUAUAUUUUAGUUUUUAAAAAAUAAUUUAAAUUACAAAAUUCGGUUUCUAGGCAUGUAUUUUGUAGUAUUGGGCCAUUUCGAUGAGUUACAAGGCCCAAAAACGGCCCGAAGUGGCCCAUUAAAAUUCAACUUUAAAUUAGGGUUUUGUUCAUGUGUAUAUAAAUCCGAAGCCGUAGCAUCCAGAACGUAGUCGAUCCUGUCACUCGCCUCGUUUGCGGGACCAGUGUUGUUUCUUGGCUGAUCGGUUAGCAGGUCUUCAACAUGAGGGCUAAGUGGAAGAAGAAGAGAAUGAGGAGAUUGAAGAGGAAGCGUCGAAAGAUGAGGCAAAGAUCUAAGUAGUUUGUGUCUGUUUUAAAUAAAAAGAGAAUCGUUCUUUUAGUCGUUACUGAUAUAGGACGAGUAAUAGUUGAAUUCUUGUGUUUCUGUUGGAUUUUUAUCGAGUUUUUUUUUUAUAGUUUCAAUGUGCAAUUUUGUUCGACUUAAUCACUCUGAGAUCUACAUUAUUGAAUUCACUGUCUGGAGUUUUUUAAA